This is a messenger RNA of Emericellopsis cladophorae, 354 nucleotides long. RefSeq lists its product as uncharacterized. The coding region runs from base 1 to 354 and encodes 117 amino acids. The record is from RefSeq and is a predicted model, not a curated record. Gene Ontology annotation, molecular function: FAD binding. The transcript has a single exon. NCBI's taxonomy places the organism in Eukaryota, Fungi, Ascomycota, Sordariomycetes, Hypocreales, Bionectriaceae.
AUGAUUCAAGCCGCUCUUGAUAAGAUGCACGUGGACGACGCUGCGUUCUGGAAAAUCACAUGCUCGUGGCCCAGCGGCAUGCCCGCCAGGCAGAACGAGCCGCGCGUCACCAUGAUGGGCGAUUCCGCGCACUCCAUGGCGCCCGCCGGAGGGCUCGAGUCCAACACGGCUGUCCAGGGCUCUGCCUUCCUGGGUACGCUACUAGGGGAAGCCGGCGGGUUCCAGCUUGGGGCCACCGAGGCGUACGAGAAGGAGACGAGGGUGUAUGUGAGCGAGACUGUCCACAUGAGGUACACCGCGGCCAAGGGGACCUUUGGCAUAGGGGUUGAUGAGGAGAGCACACCUGCGGUGUAG